AUGCGCGUCGCCCUCAACACCGUCCUCCGCGCUGCUGCCCGCCCCGCCGUCGUCGCCCGCGGCGCACGGGCCACUCCCACCCUCGCCCGCUCAGCCCACGGCCACGCCCAGGAGAGCUUCGAGUCCUUCUCUGAGCGAUACGUCACAUUUUUCCAAAACGCAGAGGACCUUUUCGAGGUCCAGCGCGGCCUCAACAACUGCUUCGCCCACGAUCUCGUACCUUCGCCUGCUGUCGUUGAGGCGGCUGUGCGUGCAGCCAGGAGGGUAAACGACUAUGCGACUGCCGUUCGGGUGUUCGAGGGUAUCAGGGAGAAGGUUGAGAACAAGACCCAGUACGAUGCCUACGUGCAGGAAACGAAGCCUCUGCGUGAGGAACUCGGCUUGUUGUUGAAGGAGGAGCUGUACUCGUCAUAA
Molecule: messenger RNA, 414 nt
Organism: Cyclocybe aegerita
Lineage: Eukaryota; Fungi; Basidiomycota; Agaricomycetes; Agaricales; Hemipholiotaceae
Source: the annotation of a GenBank genome assembly